This is a messenger RNA of Cetraspora pellucida, 519 nucleotides long. The record is from the annotation of a GenBank genome assembly. Lineage: Eukaryota; Fungi; Glomeromycota; Glomeromycetes; Diversisporales; Gigasporaceae.
AUGGUUGGAAAAACGAAUAUGGAUGAAUUUGGGAUGGGUGGAAGUUCUGGUGGCAGUGCUGCUGUUGCUCUGGAAUGUGCUUCGCGUGGUUCUAUACGCCUGCCUGCUUCAUAUUGUGGUGUUAUAGGUUUCAAACCUUCAUAUGGUCAAUGCUCACAGUGGAGACUAGUUACGUAUGCUAGUUCAUUGGAUACUGUGGGUAUAAUAGCGCAAAAUGUUCUUGAUGCACAACUCAUUGAUCCGAUACAAAACUUAUGCCAACAAGGAAUUUCUCUUCUUCGUUCUCAUGGUGCAACAAUUGUGUCUGUAUCUUGUCCUAGCACCAAAUAUGCAUUGCCUGCUUAUUACAUAUUAGCCCCAGCAGAAGCUUCAUCCAAUUCGAUAUGUGAUAUGGAUUCUACUCGAGAAGAUGAACUACACGAAACGAAGGAUGGUGAUAAUAGUUUUGCGAAUGCUUAUGUAAAUGACGUUUUUACUAUACCUGCAAAUUUGGCCGCCUUAUGCAAAGAAUUAUUAUGA